UAUAACAUGACGACAACCAAGCGGCUCAAGAAAGCUGCUCGCAUCAUUCUCAUCGGCGCCCCCGGCGUUGGAAAAGGCACCCAGACCGAGCGCUUACUCGCAAGAUUCCCACAACUCGCCGCGAUCAGCUCCGGCGAUUUGCUGCGAGACAAUGUUCGCAGGAAAACAGCUUUAGGAAUCCAAGCCGAGACGAUUAUGCAAGCAGGCAACCUCGUACCGGACUCGGUGAUGCUCGACCUCAUCUCGUCAGAGCUGUCGUCCAAGGGCUGGAUAACAUCCCCUCAGAAACCUGCUCAACCCACCGCCGUACCAUCAUCAUCCUCCUCUUCUUCUUCCACAAAAUCGACCUCCCCAUCACUCACAUCAUCAUUUAUUCUGGACGGGUUCCCGCGAACUGCAACACAAGCUACAAGCUUGGACCACAUUCUGCCCAUUAACUUCGCCGUUCACCUGUCAACUCCACCGGCUGUCAUUAUCUCACGAAUCACAAAACGCUGGAUCCAUGCGCCCUCAGGGCGUGUCUACAACACCGAUUUCAACCCUCCAAAGGUCCUCGGGAAAGACGACGUUACCGGUGAACCGCUGACCCAGCGCCAGGACGACUCUGUCGACACCUGGAAGGAACGGCUCAACAAGUUUGAAGAAUCCAGCAGGAACCUACUUGACCAUUACGACAACAAGGGUUGUCUAUGGCAUGUAGAAGGGGACUCUAGCGAUGAAAUCAGCCCGAAGCUUUUUGCCGAGCUGGAGCGAAGGUUUGCUUAA
Messenger RNA from Talaromyces rugulosus, 765 nucleotides. RefSeq lists its product as uncharacterized. Gene Ontology annotation, cellular component: mitochondrion; cytoplasm. The annotation marks the transcript as partial. The transcript has 2 exons. Gene Ontology annotation, biological process: nucleobase-containing compound metabolic process. Gene Ontology annotation, molecular function: AMP kinase activity; ATP binding. The record is from RefSeq and is a predicted model, not a curated record. Lineage: Eukaryota; Fungi; Ascomycota; Eurotiomycetes; Eurotiales; Trichocomaceae.